AUGGAGACCGCUAACGAUGCAACGGAACUCCACCAAAUCGAAGAAGAACUCCAUGUGGAAAUUCUUCCCGGGACAGAGAUCAUGAGGGACAUCGGCUCUCACCACUUCCUGAAGAAGGGAUCUUCACAAGUCUUGGUUCCUCAGCCUAGUGCUAACAAGAACGAUCCGUUGAACUGGAGCCUCUUGUGGAAAGGCCUAUCCAUCGCUACAGCCACGACAGUCUCUUUCUCCCAAGGUCUAGGAUCCCUGGCAUUGGCGCCCAUGUUCCCGGACUUGAUCGAGGCCUUUGAUAGCGACCUCGCUGGAGCGGUACAGUUCACGGGAAUUACUAUGUUGGUGUUGGGGUUUAGCAAUUUCAUCUGGGUUCCCAUGAGUACUGCCUUCGGCCGGAGACCGGUAUACUUGCUCUCACAGCUCAUAUCCCUUGGUUCUUGUAUUUGGCGUGCUAGAGCGCAGACGUAUGGGAGUUUCAUGGGGGCUUGUGAAAUCCAGGGAAUUGGGGCUGGGCCUGCGGAGACGAUACAACCUGCUGUUAUAGCUGAUGUGUUCUUCCUACACGAUCGAGACUUCUGGAAUUCAGUCUAUUGGACCACGUAUAUGGGUAGCCUUACAGUGGGUCCAAUCAUCUCUGGCUCAAUGGCACUGCAUACCGGUUGGAGAAGCUUUUGGUGGUUCAACACAGCCCUCAUCGCCGCGUCGUUCUUAAUGGCCCUGUUCCUGUUUCCAGAAACGAAGUGGGAUCGAGUGAAGGCCACCGAGAUACCGGGCACCGACAAGUCCUCGCAAGAGCAUACUUUGGAGAAGAUUGAGCAUAAACAAACAGAGGACUUGCAAACCCCAGACCUCAUCGUACCAGAUCCGUUCCCUGGAGCGAAAGAAGAGAAGGAGGAUAUGUGGCUCGGCAAAGGACGACCAAGCAAACAACAGUGGGGCUUCUUCCAGCCUUGCCCCAACCUCUUCUCAACCCUCUUCGUCGCCUUCUGGACACCCUGGAAGCUUUUCGUCUUCCCGAUUGUCGAAUUCGCCGCCUUCGUCGAUUCCUGGAGCGCCAGCGCCUUUCUAGUCGGAAACCUCACGCAAUCCCAGAACUUCGCGGCUCCACCUUAUAAUUACAAUACCGAAGAGAUUGGCCUGUUCAACAUCGCCAUCCUCAUAGGCGCCUUCAUCGGCCUCGCCACCGCUGGCCCGCUCUCAGACUACGUGAGUGCGCGUGCAACGAAGAAGAAAGGCGGCAUCCGCGAACCGGAAAUGCGUCUUCCGGCAAUGAUCCCUUAUGUCCUGAUCAUGAUCCUCGGCAGCUUCGUUGUCGCGUACCGAUACCAGCAGAAAUGGCCCUGGCAAGCCAUCGUCGUGAUCGGAUACGGCAGCACGGGGAUCCAGAUGGCGGCACUUCCGGCUAUCGCGAAUACCUAUGCGGUAGAUUCGUAUAAGCCUGUUGCGGGGAGCUUGAUGGUGGCUAUUACGGUCAAUAAGAACCUCUGGGGGUAUGGCCUGAGUAAAUUCAUCACACCUUGGGUUACGGACUCGGGGUUCGUGAAGCCGAUCUUGACGAAUGUGGCGCUUAUCACGUUCUGGUGUGCGUUUGGGGGAGUGUUCUAUUGGAAGGGGAAGACGAUUAGGAGGUGGUCGAAGAAUAGCUCUGUGCAUCGGCUGUGA
Molecule: messenger RNA, 1656 nt
Organism: Zasmidium cellare ATCC 36951
Lineage: Eukaryota; Fungi; Ascomycota; Dothideomycetes; Mycosphaerellales; Mycosphaerellaceae
Exons: 7
Coding region: 1-1656 (551 amino acids)
Biological process (GO): transmembrane transport
Molecular function (GO): transmembrane transporter activity
Source: RefSeq, a predicted model, not a curated record